Messenger RNA from Bradysia coprophila, 2853 nucleotides. RefSeq lists its product as uncharacterized. NCBI's taxonomy places the organism in Eukaryota, Metazoa, Arthropoda, Insecta, Diptera, Sciaridae. The record is from RefSeq and is a predicted model, not a curated record. Gene Ontology annotation, biological process: protein ubiquitination; Notch signaling pathway. Gene Ontology annotation, molecular function: NAD+ poly-ADP-ribosyltransferase activity; protein binding.
UGAGUCAUUGUUUAAUGUGAUGAAAGUGGGAAAAACUGUCAUGCAGUUCUUUUUAUCAGUCGGUCGUUACAAUUCGAAGGAAGUAGACGAUAUUUGAGUUUCGAGAUUAAAUUCGCGCACCAGAAUUACCUAUCUUCUUCCACGCGAUGUCCGGCAAAGGCAUUUCAUCUUCAAAAAAACCUUCAACAACUGAUAGCCGCCGGAGGCAUGAUUCACGCCAUUCGCACAAGAAGUCAAAAUCAAGUACUUCAAAUAACACUUCGAGCUCACGAUACAUUGCCUAUCUUGGCGACAAACCGACAAAAAUCACGAUAAAACGCUAUGCGCGAAAAUCACACAGUCAGCAUUCAUCUUCGAAACAUAAAACCAAAAGUUCCACUUCGAAUAGCGAUGUAAAACAUCGAAAUAUUGCGAAAAAGUCAUUGAGUACACCUGCACCUACAGCACCGACGGAACCAAAGUCAAAGGAACCUUCCACCAAUAACAAUGUCCAACAAGCUGAUCUUGUACGACCGACAUCAAUUGGUAAGAAAAUUACGAAAGCAAAUGGUGAUGAGCCUCUUGACUUGGCGACCAACGGAGCAGGUAAAGCCAACGAAAAGAAAAGAGCCGCAGAGUCUGAGGAGAAGAACGGUGCCAAAAAGCCACGAUUAACGACAGAUUCACAAACCCAAACCGUUGUUGUGAAACCACCGGUCGCUGCACCAGUCAAUCCAAGAAAAGCCCAUCCGUCGAAACAUCAAAUAGCAUCGUCGAUCAUGUCGUUUUCGUAUAAGAGUGCCAAUGCACUGCAUCAGAUGCAACAGUACAACAACAAAUUCAAAGAACACGUUGUCUCGUUGCCUCCCACCUUAAUUUCACCAGCGAUGGUCACGGCAAUACCACCAAUACCUCCGAACUGGAUAAACAACUACGAGGAAACCAUUAUGUCGCUCCUUACAUUCAAAAAGUAUGACAUUAAUCGUUCAACGAAGGAAUACCAAACCGUGGAGGACAUGCUGCAUCCGUUAGAAGUAAUUCGAGUCGAACAAAUUGUAAAUCCUGAUCUUUGGAAACGUUUCGUUAACAACCGAAAAGAAAUGUUGCGCUCGAAGACCGACGAUUUGAAUAUAUUGUCCGAACUGGGCCUGGAUGAACGGGACGUGAUGCGAUGUACUCAUUUGGUUCUGAAUCAAGCGACCGAUCCGUUACGGCCACCAUACUCGGACAACAUGGCCAUGCUGUUCCAUUGUACCAAGAGUGAAACGAGCCUCAACAGCAUCUUGUCACAAGGUCUUGAUGAACGGCUGAGCAAUGUGUUUGGUGGUCGUUUGGGUAAGGGGAUUUACUUUGCCGAUGAUCCUCAAAAGGCACUGCAAUACGAUGGUACCGGACGAAUUUUGAUCUUUGCCGUGCUGCUGGGUGACUGCAUUUCAGUGGAUCAUUAUCCGUUUAAGAAUGCUCUGGUCAGAGAACCGGAGAAACAUGAGAAAGAAAUGAGAAAUUUGAAGGAUCUCUUCUACGAUUCGAUCGUUGGAAGACCGGCUGGGUACAACGAAUAUGUGAUAUAUAACAGACACCAAUGCUGUCCAUUGUACGAGGUGGAAUUCAAGCGGCCUGUGUCGGAAACUGUACCAGUGAAUGCAACGUAUGCGGUAAAGAAUCUACCGCCGUUUGCUUGGCUUCCGGAUGAUCCGAAUUGUCCUGCGCCGAAAGUAUGUGAAAGCUGGCCCUUUAUGGCAAAUGAAUUAUUCAAGAAAAUGGAAUCGCAGCCUAUGCAACCGGAUGAGUAUGUCUAUAGCGAAAUAUCACCGCUAACAGACACUAGCGCCGAUCAAAUGGUGAUGGAUAAGAAGUUAGCAACGUUAGUUACCUUUGGAUUCAAUGAUGCAGUCAGGAACAUCGAAAUCUUAUCCAAAUUCAAUAACGACCUCUAUCUAACGCUAAACUAUUUACUGGAUGAAAACGUUCAGAAUAUUAUGACAUCAACCCAACCGGUAUCAUCUGUGGUGGCAUCUAGUCCAAAUGAUCAACUGAUGCCAUUAGUGGGAAUUACAGACAUUGUUCCAAUGUCUAACUCACAGACUUCAUCGAGCGCAGCCAACCAAUUACCAAGUGAGGUCGCCGAUUUUCUAUUGGAAUUCGAGUCAACCAAACCGGUACCGACAGAUCUAAUGCAACCCGAAAUGGUUGAAUGUACAAUUUGCUAUAACGAAUACAAGUCCUUUAACUCGGCUCCCGAAUUGUGGAAAGAACUCAAAUGUGGCCAUAGAUUAUGCGGUGAAUGUCACUCUCGGAUUCAAACAACACGGACGACAAUGGCUGGUGUGGAGCACACCUUUCUCAAAUGUCCAUUCUGUCACGAUACCGCUGGCAUUCAAAUCGGUACAUGUCCCGAUAUUCAGAUGAAUGUUACAACAAUACCGCACUCGUGCAAAGGCUAUGAAGACGCGGAUACCAUUUCCAUUAAUUAUUUCGUUGAUGCUGCCUAUCGACUGAAUCGAACAGCGUAUUUACCGAACAACGAUGAAGGGCGAGAAGUUCUAAAGCUGCUGAAAAUUGCUUAUGAUCGAAGACUCUCUUUUGCGAUUGGCGAAAGCGCAACGACAGGACGGAAAAAUGUACUCAUCUGGGUUAUACAUCAUAAGACGUCAAUGUGUGACGGAAUGUAUGGCUAUCCGGAUCCGGAAUACAUGAGUAGAGUAAAGUCUGAGUUGAAGUCCUUUGGCAUUCAGUAGCAAAAUGGAAAUUAUUGAAACGAAAAAUUGUUUCUUUUAUUGGAAAAAUUUGUUAAACUGAAUUUUUCCUUAUUUAUGAAAUUUUUGUUUAUUUUAUUUUUUGGAAAUAAACUUCAUAUAACAAACAAUAAUAAAA